AUGAAGAUGCGAAAGACUCGGCUUCAGUGGACGGCCACCGUGCCCAUAUACAUAGAACCCCAGGGCGGCCAGGCUCAUAUGACCAUGUCCUGGGAAGUCGAUUUCAAUCGUCGAACGAGAAUUCUGUACAGGCUCUUAGCACUGCCUGCUUUACCUCCUGCCGAUGAAAAAGAAGACGAGGAAAAACAGAAUUCUACACAUUUACCACCUGCGGUUGGCGGCGACAACAAUACAAAUUAUGCUAGGCUAAGCAAUGCGCGUGUCGAUGAUGACGGAACUCUGAACGUUAGCUCUGGGGUCCAUAGUUCAUCCAUCUCUAGAUGUAAUAAAGAGAGCUUAUCGUCAAAUAAAGUUCCUGCCAAAGAGCUGGCAGAAGAUUUCACUCACGCGAACCUUGAAGACGCUGGGCACAUUAGUGACGAGAGAGGCAAGAACGCCGACAAUAUAGCAGACGCUGUGGCCGCAGAACACGAGCCUGCAAGCUUCACUUGGGCUUCUCAUUGGGAACAAACACUGUGCCCACAGAAACAGUAUUGGACACUCAGACAUUCUAUUUAUGCUAACAUGGGAGGCCUCGUAUAUCGUCUUACCGCCAGCAAUCUGGAUGAACUCAGGUCACUCACCUCGCGUACUCUAGCUGACAUCAUAAGAAAUAAUUACUCAGCGAUCGAUUUGCUUCAGUACUUGGUACUAGCUGAGGAAGAUAUUAAAGACAAAAGCAAAGCAGAUUGGCUCCUAAAGACAAUUGCGGUAUUACAAAUUUGUUGGCUCAUCUUAAACGCCUGUGCGAGAGCUGCUGCCGGCCUUCCUGUUACUCAGCUUGAGGUCGCUACGGGAGCAUUUGCCGUCAUGGCAGUUGCGACAUUUUUAAUCAACUGGUGGAAGCCGAAAGAUGUGUCGAGGCCCACAAUCGUUUGGCUGGUACCAGCCACAAUUUUUACUGAUAGCAACUACCGCUGCCAUAGUUUUACACGCCGUAUCUUAUCCCCUUCACAUGUUGCAUUUGUCACACCGCUGGCCCCAACACUGAUUUCGAACGACACCAUCUUGAUGGAUGGGAAGCCACCGUUGAUCUUGGUCCUGAUUGCGAUAUCCUCCCUGGUUUUUGGCGGCCUCCACGGUCUGGCCUGGAACAGCGAAUUCCCCUCGAGGACUGAAGUUGUACUAUGGAGGACCUCCUUCGUAGUGGUAGCCGCUCUUCCGGGCAUUAUUCUCGCCAUCACGUUUAUCAUUGAGCACCUAGCGACGAACUUGCCCGCUAAAAGAUUCUCAGCCGGUCUUGUGAAGCUCUUUGUUCAUCUUGACCAAGUCCCGCCCGAAUAUUGGUCUCAGCUCAAGGAACCAUUUCCCUUUUUAUCUUGGCCGCUCGAGUCACAAAUCGUCUUUUUCGAAAGGCUAGGGCACGCGGACUCCGAUACAGUUCUCAACUGGGAAAAAAUGCCGACUCCGCCAAACAACAUUUCACCCGAGGCGACCCUUAGGAACACAUGCAUAUCAAGUAUAUCGGAGCUUACAAAACAAUAUAACCCGCUUUGUCGACCACUGGGUUGCAAGCAGGUUUGA
Glarea lozoyensis ATCC 20868 is the source of this 1563-nucleotide messenger RNA. RefSeq lists its product as uncharacterized. The record is from RefSeq and is a predicted model, not a curated record. The transcript has a single exon. Lineage: Eukaryota; Fungi; Ascomycota; Leotiomycetes; Helotiales; Helotiaceae. The coding region runs from base 1 to 1563 and encodes 520 amino acids.